Diuraphis noxia (Russian wheat aphid) is the source of this 1748-nucleotide messenger RNA. RefSeq names its product transcription factor IIA L (gene TfIIA-L). NCBI's taxonomy places the organism in Eukaryota, Metazoa, Arthropoda, Insecta, Hemiptera, Aphididae. The record is from RefSeq and is a predicted model, not a curated record. Gene Ontology annotation, biological process: transcription by RNA polymerase II; transcription initiation at RNA polymerase II promoter. Gene Ontology annotation, cellular component: transcription factor TFIIA complex.
GUCGCGGCACAUGGUGAAACUUGGGUUCUUUCGCUCGAGAAACCUCACACGUCCGGCCGUCCUGCUGCAGCUGUCGCGGUCGUGUUGCUUCGUUUGUUGGAUUUUUUUUAACGUAUAAAUAAAACAUCUCUUGCUAGUCAYCGCAAUCUGUACAACACUGCCAAACAAAAUCUCAGACUGACAGACGUUGCUGUGUCCAUUGGCCCUUCAAACAUGUCGUUAUCCCAAUCGUCUGUGAUGAAAUUAUAUCAAUCGGUUAUCGAAGAUACAAUAAAUGGCUCUCGAGAAUUUUUCGCAGAAGAAGGUAUUGACGAUCAAAUUUUAAUGGAGUUGCGUCAAUCAUGGGAAUCUAAAGUAAUGGCCAGUAAAGCAAUUGAUGCACCUCCUCCACAAGAAGUUACUCAACUUCCUAAAACUGUUACUCCAACUGUUGUUAAACAAACUAAAAAUCAAUAUACUCCUACAAUAGUUAAUAACUCUGUUCAUCAAUUAAAAAUGGCCCAACAGCAAAAAAUACAACAGCAACAACAGCAGCAACCACUUCAGCCACAGUUGCAGCAUCAACUACCACAGCAGCAGCAUCAACUUCCACAGCAGCAGCAACUACCACAGCAGCAACAACUACCACAGCUGCAACAACUACCCCAGCAGCAACAACUACCACAUCAGCAGCAACAGAAGCAGCAGCUGAAGCAGCCACAACAACAACAGAAUACUAUAGUUUUACCUGCAGAUUAUGCAAACAAAUAUGUACCAAUUCAAAUAACCUUACCAGCUCAGACAGGUUCCCAAGAAACGGGUUCUAGAAUUCUUUCUAUUCAAGUUCCAAGUUCUGCCAUUCAAGGAAAUAUGCUACAGAGUAUACUUAGUGGUCCAGUAAUAACUAAUAGUAUGGCAAUGACUACUCCUCUAGCUACAUCUUUUUUACAACAACAUGUCAAUAGUGUUCUUGCUGCUCAAUCAAUUUCAAGUGUUCAAACUGUUGUUCAACCAGAAUUUUUAUCAGAUGUACGAACUACACAGCAACAACAACAGCAACAGCAGCAACUUCAACAAAAUAAUCAAGCAUUUAUUAGUGGAAAUGGAACUGGUGGUGUUAAAAGAACUAUUGCUCAGAUAGAUGGAGCUAAUGAUUCUUCAACCUCAGAUGAUGAUGAUGAUGAUGACGAUGAUAUAGAUGAUGAUAUUGGUGAUAAUGAUGACGAUGAUGAUGAAGACGAUGAAAAAGAUCAGAAUAGUGCUUCUGAUGCUGAGCCAUUAAAUUCUGGUGAUGAUGUAAGUGAUAUUGACAAUGGUGAAUUAUUUGAAACGGAAAAUGUUAUUGUUUGCCAAUAUGAUAAGAUUACUCGUAGCAGGAAUAAAUGGAAACUCUAUUUUAAAGAUGGUAUAAUGAGUUUAAAUGGUUAUGACUAUGUCUUCCAAAAAGCAACUGGUGAUGCUGAGUGGUAACAGGUGAUAUAUUUUGUGUUAUAGUUUCAAAUGAUGUUAAGUAUUCUGUGUGAAUCAAUUUUAUGUAUUAAAUUCAUUGUUUUCAAAACUUUUUUAAUGUAUAAAAAGACAAGAUAUUUAAGUAAAUUCCCAAAUAAUUCAAUGUUGAUUUAUGUGCAUACAAUACUAUGUUAUAUUUAUUUUUGAACAUGUGGAGGUAUUAUCUAUUAACAAACAAUAAAGCUUCCUAUCAAUUUAGUUUGGAUAAAAUAUGUAAUAUUUUUCUAUUUUAAAUUAAGUCAUUUAUUAGUAUUGUGUAU